AUGCCAUACCUAACUCCCACCCAGCCUAUUAACACCUCAUCCAUCACACCCGUCAAUGUCCGCAUCACUGCCGAUAAAACCCUCACUCAUUAUAUCGUUAUUUACACCUCCCCCCCGCACGGUGCCCCCCAGGAUCUCCAUGAUCUUGUCAACAACAAUCUCAUUGACGAGCGCUCCGACACCUCUGCUCAGCUGCAUCUCCAGUACCCGAGCCAUCCCAUCACUCCGCUCUUCACCGUUGACUUCUAUUCCCGCGGUCAACGCUACCAUCUCGUCUCCUCACGUGGAAUUGUCCGAUGGUACACCGAGCAGCACAGGCCCAGCAGCGACACCGACGGUAGCAACAGCAGUAUCAGUGGCACCAGGAGGCACGAGUUCUUCGCCAGUAGCGUCCAGAGCGUUAGGUGGUGCGUCUGGAACCUUCUCGUCUAUCUCCAGAGGGCCCAUUUAUGUCUGCCGAUGGCCGGCGGCCUCGAGAAGGACAAAUGGUGGGUUGUCAAUAUUGGUUUGACCUGGGGCAAAGGCCCUCAUGACCCAGACACCAGGUUCGUGACCUUGUGGGUCAGGGAGGAUACUAGGCUGGCUAGGGUGUUUGAGGUCGUGGCUUGCCACGAAGUUGAGGGGUGGUUCUGCCUGUCUCAGGUGGUUUGGGAAGGCCAGGAAGGGAGACCAAAGAGUUGGUACUAUGAUGAUGCGGUGGAGUGUGGUGUGAUGAUGAAGGACUGUGGGUGGAAAGGUGAAGGGGUCGUCUGGUUGAAGACUCAGGUUAUCUGA
Molecule: messenger RNA, 774 nt
Organism: Morchella importuna
Lineage: Eukaryota; Fungi; Ascomycota; Pezizomycetes; Pezizales; Morchellaceae
Exons: 1
Coding region: 1-774 (257 amino acids)
Source: RefSeq, a predicted model, not a curated record